Papaver somniferum (opium poppy) is the source of this 1372-nucleotide messenger RNA. RefSeq lists its product as uncharacterized. The record is from RefSeq and is a predicted model, not a curated record. NCBI's taxonomy places the organism in Eukaryota, Viridiplantae, Streptophyta, Magnoliopsida, Ranunculales, Papaveraceae. Bases 23 to 520 code for a protein of 165 amino acids. The transcript has 3 exons.
GAGAGAAAAAGAAAACUCAAAAAUGGCGUCGAACAUGAACGGGAUUGAGGUUAUAGAUAUUUGGUCUGACGAUGAAGAUGAUGGAAGUUCUCCUGUAAUAGCAUAUAACUCGAUAAAAUCUUCCAUGAAAGGCAAAAAUAACAAGAAAAGACUAGUAAUCAAUGAUGAUGACUGUUCGGUUUUGGAAUCUAAUCCUUUUGAAGAAUCUGUGGAUAAAUUCUCUACCAAUGAAGCUGCUAAGGAGUCUCAGGAAGAACUAACUGUUAUCGCUGAAGUUGGUCAGGUUGCUUGCAGAGAUUAUCCGCAUUCAAGACAUCUUUGUGUGAUAUUCCCAUUCAACACGACACCACACGCUAGCUACUGCCAACAGUGCUACUGUUACGUUUGUGAUUCAGUUGCUCCUUGUAAAUUUUGGGGAGCCCCAGUGGGACACUGUCAUGCAACAGCACUUGAACAAAAGUGGAGGAUUCUGAGAGAACAUCGGAAGCAUGGUUUCUUCAAGGACCGCCGACGUAGUUGAUUAUCCUGGGGAGUUUCAUUUUGGACAUACAGAUACUAGUCAUUGUACAAUAAUCCUGUGUCAGGUUUGGUCUUCUGAUUUUAGAGUCAGAUCCACGUGCUAUACUCUACUCGCACUUACUGCGAAAUCGGCUUACAGCUUUUGGUUCCAACUGUUUACUGGUACAGUUGUAGUAGUACUAAUGGACUUCUUCAGUUUAUCUUUUCCGCUCAGCUGAUAUGUGUAUAAAUUAUUCAGACUUCAGAGCUAUUGAAAAAUGAAAAGUGUUCUGAAUUUUUUUUGGUGUUUUCAGUGCCAAGCAGGAUACUUGAGUAAUUGUGUAAAGAGAUCUUAAUAUGAGUUCAAGAAUCGUGGCCCUGAUUCCCCUUGGACAAAGAGCAAAUCAAGCUCAAAUAUCAGGUAUCAGAGAAACUGAUGCAUAAACUAUAAUGUAGUACCCCAAAGUCAUUUUUUUUCACUUGGUCUCUAUGCUAUCAGGCUGCGCCUACUCAAGACUCUACAGAAUUCUAUCGUCAUCAAUGGAUGCAUUACGGGUAAAAAGAUGCAGAAACCCUCAUCUUUCGUACCCUGUGAGGAAACUAGAAAACUUUAGGAUUUCCAGUUUCAGUUAAGCUAGUUUUGUAAGUUAGAAAUAAAAAUACGAGUCACUGUACAAUAAUUCUGUGUCCGGUUUGGUCUACUCGUGCUUGCUGCAAGAUGGGCUUACAGCUUUUGGUUCCAACAGUUUACUGGAACUGAACAGUUGUAGUAGUAAUACUGAUGGACUUUCUGUUUUUCUUUUCUGCUCAGCUGAUGUGUAUAAAUUAUUCAAGACUUCAGAGCUAAUGAAAAAUGAAAAAUAUUUUUCCUGGU